AACUAGGCUUUAGGUAUUUUUUUUUUCUAUGGUGUAUCAUCUUACAUAUCUGUACUCAGUGAUUGUUAAGAACAUCGUUCACUUCGUUCGUGCAGUAUUGGAAAAAUGUCUGCUCAUAAAACGUUUAUAAUCAAGCGAAAGCUUGCCAAAAAGUUGAAACAAAACAGACCUAUUCCUCAAUGGGUUAGAAUGCGUACUGGUAAUACCAUCCGGUACAAUGCGAAGCGUCGUCACUGGAGAAGGACUAAAUUGAAGCUGUAAUUUAAUCUUAAGAUCACAUUGACAGCAGUCCUGUUAUAUUCAAUGAUUUGACACUUCAAAUAAAAUCUUCAAAUUUAUCUUGA
Vespula vulgaris is the source of this 344-nucleotide messenger RNA. RefSeq names its product 60S ribosomal protein L39 (gene RpL39). The transcript has 3 exons. Gene Ontology annotation, biological process: translation. Gene Ontology annotation, molecular function: structural constituent of ribosome. Gene Ontology annotation, cellular component: cytosolic large ribosomal subunit; ribosome. The coding region runs from base 106 to 261 and encodes 51 amino acids. Lineage: Eukaryota; Metazoa; Arthropoda; Insecta; Hymenoptera; Vespidae. The record is from RefSeq and is a predicted model, not a curated record.